UAAGAAUGAUUAGGAAGGCAAGUCGAGCCAAAGCUUGUCGGUCGUUUAACCGAAGAGUUGGUCGUCAUUGGACAACAUUAUGGGUUCAUCUAUCGGAUGGAUUAAUGUCACUAUUUCUGACUACGGCUGUGGUAAAUGGUGGUACAGAACAUAUGAUCUUAACACGAUAUAGGUAACGGUACAGUUGAGCUGUAUUGCUAACUGUGACUAACUUCUUAGCGCUAACCAAAUUAGCUAACGUUAAUUGACGGUAGUUAAGGGUCAUUAAGAAUGUCAACCGUUAGUCUGGCGUCGCAUAGAGAAAGUUGACGGUUUUUAUUUCUUUUUUUUUUUUAAAUUUUCAGCUCGACGGGGAAGUAUGUUGUCAGCCAACGGCCUAGUGUCGCUAACAACAGCAGAAAGCCACAACAAUAAAUUAAUUAGAUGGAGGUUUUGUUAUGAAAUUAAAAAAACAAAACACUUUAACAACCUCUUUGUAGGGAGACCAUUGACUUGUGUAUCAUGCCCGAACAUACUGAUAAUACUACAGCUCCAUCUGGUGGUUACAGUUCAAUCUAGCGCUACGGUUCACAGAAUUGGUGUCUGUGGUUAUUUUAUUUAAAUAUCAGGAGAACCUAAUGUCCAAAUACAAGUAGGAUUAGACAUGUACAUAAAACUAAACAUAUACAAAACUAAACAUUUUCAACCAAAGUAUACAAUCCGUAUCCUGCAGUGUGUUGGCUGGCUGUAUGCACACGUUAGCUCUAGGGACAGACAUAAAGGUUGCUCACCAUUAGCUUAUACAAAUGGCAACAAUGGUAACAUUACUUGUAAUAAUCUUGAUACACUACACGGUGUUACAUGUGUUGCACACUUGUCUGAGAUAUUUGGAAUGUGACCAUUUUAGUUAACUGGUGAAAAGUUUGUAUACAGAAUAUUGGUGGAAGUGUAAUAUUGAAAAUAUUUUGGAAGUCAGUAUACUUAUUGUAAACUUUGGUGAGGGUAACAGACUUGCAUAGAUAUGGAUAAAGAAAAUGAUAUGGUUAAUAUGAUUCAGAUAUGAAGGUUAAAGAAUACAUGGAAACUGAUGUGGUUGGUAGAGUACAUAGAAUGAUGAUGAUGAUGGUGGUUAGAGAUCUGUGAUAGCAUUCUUAUCACGGUCAGAGUCUUUGUACAUUUUAGAGUGAAAUUUCUUUAGCCCAUGCUGGUUCAUAUUCUUCUUACAUUAUUUUUUCUUAAAGAUGUUUUUUCUAGAAUGCUGUAUUUUUCUGACCCUCUUUUAUUGUUUAUUCACUGUUUAAUGCUAUUUUAGGGAGACACUAAAAUAGUUAAGGCAUGUGGACAAGAGCACACUCAUUUAUCCUUAGAAAUAGUAAUCUGAAGUGGUAUUAUAAUUACUUAAUGUAGGCUCCAACUUCAGUUUUAUGCAGGUGGUGAUUCUACAACUGCAGCAUGCAGCCGGGUGAGGCACAAAAAGGGCUUUCUAGCAAAAGUGAGCUGUUUGAUUCGCUGAAGGUGUAUCUGAACAACAAGAACAGACUACAACCCAUUAUUGGCCUGGGCAGCAUUAUAGAAUGUGUGAAGGUGGGUGCAAGCAAGAGAGAAGCUUUCUACCUGUGUGAGGUGUGUGUGAGUCGACUUAGUAAAGCUGACAUGCGGAACCACAUUAUGGGAAGUCUCCACAGAUACAACUACAUUAAAGCCUGGUAUCCCCAUUUAAUGUAUGAACGGAAAGAGAACGCUGACCUGUGUAAGAUGGCCUGGCCACUGAUGGAGAUAGCCAAGACAAUUGAGGGAAAAGAGGGAACUGGAGAUAUCCAGUUGAUAGAGGUUGAAGAUGCUGUAUACUGGAAGAUGGCAACACACAGUGAGAAUGAUGCAGUAACUCUGAUAAAUUCCUUAAGAGAUGGGCAAGGGCAAGGUGAACCUGAGAGCCAUUUGGAAACUAUGUCUGUGCAGCUGGAGCACUAUCCCAUCCAAUCACAGAAGACUGUAUUGCUUUCCCAGAACCAAUGGAGACGGUCCGGGAAAUCCUUCAAGGAUGGCAUGAUAAUACAUAAGAGCUCAGCACAGACUAACAAGCCUCCCCCUCUGAUAAGGUCAACUGUAGUUCCUCCAAUUAAUUCAGAAGACGGGUUCAAAAACAUCUCAACAUCACAGUUAGAGAAUACGCAGAUGUCACCUGAACCCUCUGUGCUAUCAGAGAACAGAAAGAGCUUUCUUGAUUGCUACACAGGAACCAAGCCUCUUAUUGGUCUUGUCCACGUGGUUGAGUGUAGGAGUGAAGAUGGCUGCACAUACAUUUUUUUAUGCCACUGCUGCCGCAUCAGAUCCAACAAAAAGGACAUAAUUGAUCACCUAACCAGCUCUUCCCAUCUCCUCAACUACUUGAUGGAAACUCAUCCUGAGCAGGUGGAAGUAAUGUCAGCAGAUAUUAAUGACAACUGUCAGUUUCUCAUAUCACUGGCCAGGAAAGUGGAGCAAGAAGAGGGCAGAGGAGUGCUGAAGGUGGUAAACCUACCAGAAUCACUAUGUAUCCCAUUGACAUGCAAAAGUUACCACUGGUGUAUGAAGAUGCUGUGUAAUGGAUGGACGCGUACUAGCACCCAAAAAAACAAAACUGUCAAAGGGCCGAGCGUGAACAAGACCUCAGUUGAAGGCAUACCAGAUAAAAAUGCUGUAGUGCUGUCAAAAUGGGCAAAAAGGAUGACAACAAAGAGGAAGAUGAGAAAAGGGACUAAUACUGUGUUCAAGGUAAGCUUGCCUCUUACCAAAGGUUCAGUGCUGCUGGAGAGGAUGUCUUUCAGCAAGGACAACCGCCCGAUGUCAUAUUCACAUUCAUCGACCUCAGACCUCAUUCCAUUGCCAAAGUCCCAGACAGAGGACAGUGAGUUGGAUGCUGGAUCAUUUGCAAUUAACCAUGCUGAACACACCUCAGUGUGUACAACCUUACAACUUCAGCAAGACCUCUAUAGUGGAGAUGCAGAGGGUGGUCAGUACAUGGGACCAGGGAGAAACUUCACAGUAACUCAGUAUCAAGAUGUGGAUGAUUACUCCAGUGAUAAUGAAUACUUCAGCCAGCCUGAAGACAUUGCUGGGACAAAAGACCAAAAGGUUUAUGAGGAAAGGAAUUACGACAGACAGCAGGAUUCUCAAGAAAGAUCAAGUAAGAACUUUAAUAUGAAGUUGACAAAUGAAGACCUACAAAAACAAAAUGAAGGGUUGUCGACUGCUGUGUCCCACACUUGGGACUUGUCAUCUUAUAACUCUUACAGACGUGAGAAGGGUUACACUGAGCAUUGGUACAGUUCAGCUUCACAGAGUAAGGUUGGCACAAGAGUGGAAGUUUCAAGAGAAGAGAGACCGAAGGAGAUGAACUCAGAUGUUACUCAACGUUAUUACCAACAACAGCCCCAAAAUCAGUACAUGGCACCAGAUCAUACAAGUCUUCAGACAGGCAGUGUGUGGCAUCACAGUUUGUCUGGUGAAUUCACUCCUCAUUUAGAUGCUUCUAGGAUCAACAUGCAUCCUCACUCAGGAGAUGUCCUUGCUCACAGAGACAGCAUUGCACAAGAGCCUAGAAUACACUUUCUCGAUACUGAACAGAGGCAAUUGCAGCCAUACAUGGAGUUCACCCCUAGCCGUGUCCAGACGACUCCACAAAGUUAUAUAAAACCUGUGGCCUAUCAAGCCAUUCAAAUAGGCCACGGAUUGAUGUCUGACCCCAACUACAGUAAUGGACCUAGGAUGAACCCUGACCAGCGCUUUCCUCAUCCAGACAGCAGCAGUGGUGGUGGUGGGGGUAUGCCCCAGUCAAAUGUUUUCAUCCCACCUGUGCAAGCUCUGUGUUAUGGAACCCUCACUGAUCUCAAUUUCAGAGACUAACAGGUUGUCAGGUUUGAUGAUUUCAAGAAGUGUAGCUAGACCAACUCCAUUUAUGCUUUCAUAUCCCAAUUUUAAUUCUGCAUAGAUUGCCACACCUCAUGUAGACCACCGUUCUACUCAAGGGAGUGGUUUUGACAUUGAAUGAAUCACACUUAAAUGGUGCAGCAUGGGUUAAUCGUGCUGUUUUUUUUUUUUUUUUUUUAUAAUUUUCCUCUAAAAUAAAUGUAUCUGGUUUUUCAGAAAUGGAAGUCCCUUUAAUGGAGGGAUGUCUUGUCUGUAGUGAAACAACUGUCAUGGCUACUGAGAUCAGGAUUCAGCUCUGUCCCCGAUCACUUUCAGUUUCAGCAUUAUUUUAUAUGAUAAAAUGUUUUGUUUUUUUUAUGUCAAACUGACAGGGUUUUUGCAUUUUUAUUCAUGAAAAUUUUAAAACAUAAGAUUUUGGACCAUUAGAAUGAAAUCAGUCUAGAUUGUGACUUUUUUUUUUUUUUUUUUUGGACAUGUUUGGAGAUACCUGUGUUAUAGGUGAAAGAGUAGCUACUAUAUCAUCCGGUUACAUUAAAAACAAACGCUAGUGCUUUUUGAUUUAGAAUUUAAGAUAUUUAUAAUGAUACCCUGUGUUAUUCUUAUUUGAGAAUUAUAAUAGGGACUUGGGCCACACAAGCAGAACUGGAGAUUAAGAGACCAUUUAAAGGGAAAGUUUUUGGAUUUUAUUGACAUAUUUCUAGGUGUCACAUGCAUCCUAACCCUAACCAAGUUAGAGUGAAAAAACAUGCUAGCUAAUAUUAAGCAUCAAACUUUUUUAGCAGCUGGCUGUUUUUCAGCAUUUUAUAAAUUGCAUUAGUUCAGAGCAACAGCAGUGACAUUAACCUUUUCAAAUAACACAGACUGUGGUUUGUGGUUGUCACUAAAUAAAGUGAACUUCUAAAACCUUUGUGCCAAUGCCACUGCAUUUAUGUAUAAACUGAGCCAGAAUAACUCAGAAGAAUUUGCUAUAAAAUUCAUUAAAUGUGUGAUGGCUCACUUAAGGUUUGUACUUGAGUGAAUUUGCUCAACUUUUGAAAUAAGUGUUAAUGUGAAAUGUUCAAAUGAAAUCAGAAAUGUGCUGAUUAGCCAGUUACUUAAUAAAGCACUGCUGGUGUUAUUUGGAUGAUUUUACCCCUUUUGCUGUUUUUUUUUUUCUCGUUUUUUUUUUGGUUGCACCCCUGAAGAUAGUAUAGAUGUGUUGACUAUGAUGUAUAAUCAAAUGAUAUGAGAUCAAAUAUAGAUUUCACUGUUAGGUGGAGUUCAUAUGUCUUUAAGCAUAGACAUUGUAAAGUUCUUUCAGUUUUUGAGUUGUGGGUUUUGGUUUCAGUGUAAGGUGACAUUGUAAGAUGCCUGUAAUUAAGUUACUGAGAUGUGUUUUGAGUCUGUUGUAAUUAAGUUUCAAGGCUCAGCAGAACCUCUUAACCCAUUUAUUCAACCUUUGGCCGAACUCGGCUCUUUGUGGUACACCAGCAUUGUCCAAGUCCUCUAAUGAUCCACUGAAUCCAUCAUAAAAAGGAAAUCAUGCUUAUAUAUUUUGACAUACCAUGACCAAUGUAAUUGUACUUAAACAACUGUCAUUCAGUACCAGGUUAAACUACCAGCAAUCAACUUUUAAAAAAAAAUCCAAUAAAGGUAUCACUCAAUAGAGGUACACUAGGUUGUUAUAAACAAGAUUUGGGAAACGAUGUAAGUGAUGAAUCUAUCACCAUAUAACAAUGGAAGGCUACAAAACAGAUGUUGUAUUCGUCUUGUCAACUGGUGUAAGAAUGCAAAUGCAUAUUGAUGUGGUACAUAAAUGAGCUCUGUAAAUUUGCAAAUGUCUUAGUUUUCUCAUUUAGGAGGUUGAAUCGUGUCCUCCUUCCCUAAAUCUAUUGACUACAUUAGAAACUGCUAUUUGCAUUAUAACAGAGGGGAAACGAAUGGUGAAUAAGGAUGUGCAGUCUCUUAAAUUGGACAUUUAAACAUUAAUAAUUAAGAUGGAAAUAAAGGUUAACAUUAAGAGAACUGAAAGUUGAUUUUAUGAGACUGCAGACUCAGUGUAACUGCAAAACGACAGUGAAAUUCAACACGGAAAUUUUGUCCACAGUGAUGAGAGAACAUUUAAAGCAAAUAACCUUACAGUAAACGUACAAGCAUUGCUUUAUUU
Messenger RNA from Xiphias gladius (swordfish), 6034 nucleotides. RefSeq lists its product as uncharacterized. The coding region runs from base 1432 to 3864 and encodes 810 amino acids. The transcript is spliced from 11 exons. Lineage: Eukaryota; Metazoa; Chordata; Actinopteri; Istiophoriformes; Xiphiidae. The record is from RefSeq and is a predicted model, not a curated record.